CUCAGAUGACCAACGGUCACCUUCUGCUUGCACCCUUUGUUUAUACGACCCCACUGGUCUUGGUCUUGGUCUUCUUCUUGCUCUGCUCUCGUCUGGAUGGCCAUUGGCCACAGCCACAAGACCCGCUCGCCAUAAGUCUCCGGCUCCAGCCCCUCUUCUCCCCGCCCCUCCUCGCCGGACUUCCCGCUCCAGCUCCACGCUUCUCUCGCAAUCUCCAUCCGACCAGCCAGCCAGGCGAAGCGAGCCAUGGGCACCUUCUGGGAGUACGAAGAUUGGAACUGGAAAAAGAUCGGCAUCUGGGCGGCGAUCCUGCUCGUGCUCGGGGGCGUCCUCGUCGUCCUCAUCCUCGCCUUCGCCGUCAUCAAGCCGCCGACGGCCACGGCCGAGGACGCCCUCCUCACGCGCUUCGACCUCGCCCCGUCGCCCAACGCCUCCAACUCCACCACCGCGAAGCCGCCGCUCCAGCUGCUGUCCUACAACGCGACGGCGACCGUGUCGAUGCGCAACCCCAACCUGCACUACGCCAUCAGCUACGGGCUAGUGGCGGUGGCCUUCUCCUUCAACGGCACCCGCUUCGACGAGUCCGGCACCGUGGCGGCCUUCGACCUCGGGGCCCGGAAGGAGACCACGCUGCGGCUCAAGGUGGGCGGCGUCGACCGGGCGCUGCCGAAGCUGCCGGCGGGCGGCGCGGCGGAGUUCGAGCGGCAGAAGGAGGCCGGCAGGUUCGAGGUGGAGGUGCGGCUGGACACGGUGAUGCAGUACAAGGGGCGCAAGACCAAGUGCCCCCUGGCCGUCAUCUGCCCGCUGAGCCUGCAGCUGGUGGACCCGGACGUCGCCGCCACCUCCUUCCAGAAGACCAAGUGCACCAUCCUCCGGGCCAAGAUCUCCGGCUGCUAGCCGGCGGCCGCCAUUGGCGCCGGAUGAUCUGAUUCCAUUCCAUUUUCCUUUCAUUUCCUGCUGUAAAAAUCUCCUGUUGCUGCCCGCCGUUCUUCAUUAUUGCUACUAGUGGAUGCAGAGCAAGCAUCAUUAAUUUCUCUUCUAGUUUCGCCCAAAGAACAAAUUUCGCCUGA
Aegilops tauschii subsp. strangulata is the source of this 1070-nucleotide messenger RNA. RefSeq lists its product as uncharacterized. NCBI's taxonomy places the organism in Eukaryota, Viridiplantae, Streptophyta, Magnoliopsida, Poales, Poaceae. Gene Ontology annotation, biological process: defense response to other organism. Gene Ontology annotation, cellular component: plasma membrane. The record is from RefSeq and is a predicted model, not a curated record.